Paramecium pentaurelia is the source of this 2577-nucleotide messenger RNA. Lineage: Eukaryota; Ciliophora; Oligohymenophorea; Peniculida; Parameciidae. The record is from the annotation of a GenBank genome assembly.
AUGUAAAAAAUAAAAUAAGAAGAUGAUGAAGAAUUCAAUUUUAAAAGACAGUUUGAAAUUUAGUAAAGUUUAGUGGAGCCUAAAAAUCUAUCAAAAGUAUAAUAAUGAUUUUAAAUAGUUCAAAGACAUAUUGAAUUAAACUAUUGAUUUGAAUAAGAGAAAGAAUAAGGAAUUAGCUUCUUACAAUAGAAAUAAAAUAAGUGAAGAGAGUACAAAUUAUACUUAAUAAUAACUGGAUUUUAUAUAAGAAUAAACUGAUGAAGUUCUAACUUAUUAAUAAUAUUUGAAGACGAAGUUAGAUGAAAUCUUAAAGGCAAAAUUAUUAACAGAUAGAAAAAUCAAUUAUUAUUAAGAUAAUCUACGACAUAUAAAGACUAAGCCUGAUCAUGUACAAAAAGAAUUAGAUGAUUAAGUAAAAAUGAUGCUAAAGAAAACCUAAAAUUUAACACACUAAUUUUAAAAGGAAAUAGAUUAAUUUAGAAGUUAAUCUGAAUAGAAUUAAGAGAAAUAUUCUAGAGAUAUGGAAAAUUGUGAAUAAGAAGUUAAGGAACUUUAAUUAAAGAUAAAAAAAUGUAAAUAAAAGAAUUCAGAUUUAUUAAAAUAAAUUCGUAUUUUAACUGAACAGGAAGAAUAAAAGAAACAUAAAUUAUAAGAGUGUUUUAAAAUAAGUGAAUAUAUUGAAUUUUUUAUGGAUGCCAAAUUAAAUGUUGUUGAUUAAAUAUAAGGAAAUCAAGAUUAAUUAUAAGAAUUAGGUUAAACAUUAUAAUAAUAACAAAUGGAUAAAACAUUAACAAGACAUGAAAUAUUAAAUCAAGUAGAUGAAUUCUAUAAAACUUAAGAUAUUGCACAAUUAACUAAUCAAAUUAUUAGUACCUAUCAUUAUUUAUUGGAACAUUAAAAUAUGUAAACUAAUGAAUAUAAUUUUUUUACUGAAGAAAAAACAUUAAGAUAAUAAUAAAUCUUAUAAUUAAACAAUGAAUUAUCAUAACUUAAGAGUAUUUGUAAUAUUCAAUUAGAUGAUCAAACUAAUUUUGGUUCUUAUAAUAAUACAAUUAUUGAAGGACCAUAAAUUAUUCAUGAAAACUAUUAAUUGAAUUAUCAUUUGCAUGGUUAUCAAUUAUGUUUAAUAACCAUAUACUAAAAAUUAAUUGAUAUGAUUCAAAGAUUAUGUAUUAAUGUAAUCUGGUUAUCAGAAACAACUAAAUCUAUUCCAAAAUCUUUAGAUAAUAAAUGUAUGUAAUAUCUUAAAAAUUUUACUAAAACUGAUUUCAGUUUAUAUGUUCCACUUGCUACUUAGAGUAUUCCUGUUAAUAAAUCUAUAAACUCUAAACAUUUUGGAUAAUAUGUUUGUAUUGGUAAAAGGAAUGGUAGUAUAACAAGUGAAGAGAUACCUAGUGAAUAAAAAAUUGAAUCUAUGACAAGAUGUCCUAAUGAAUAAUUGGAAAAGUUUAAAAUGCAUAAAGAUUAUGAAUUUAUUAUUAAUUAAUGGAAUGAUCUUAUAAGGAAUGAUUUCAUUACAUAAACUUUAUAAUUAGAUAUUAAUUUUGAUAAUAUAGAUGUCACAUUAAGUAAUCAUGAAAUUAUUUGUUAAAUGUAUGAUCAAUAUAGUAAACUCAUUAAAGAAGCUGAUAUUUAAAAACAUUUUUAAAUACAAUUUUAAUAUUAUAGAGAUAUUAUGAGACAUAUUUACAAAAAUAAUCAAAAUUUUAAUCUUAAAACUUUAACAUUAAAAUAAAAAUUCAAUAAUGAAGUCACUUCUCCUUAUUUAUUGUAAAUUAAAUAAAUUUAAUUGAAGAGAUUAUAAGAAUAAGUAAAUAAUUCUAAUUUAGAUGAUGAAAACAAUUUUAAAAUGCAUUCAAAUAGAACUAUUAAUGCAUCUGAUGAUAGAAAAUAUCAUGAAUAUUUCAUUCAUCAAAGUUCCAAAAUUAAAAAAUAAUUUCCAGCUUUACAUGACAAUUUAGUUACCAAAACUCUAUAAGAUAUUGAUAUUAUGAAACAAAAAGAAUUGAAUGAAAAUUAUCAAUAAUCUGAUUAAAUUUCAUCAGAUAUGGAUUAUUUAAAUUAGGAAAGAAGAAAUUUAAAAGGAAUACUUAAUAAAUAGAAAUAAAAACCUUAAACUGCUCAUUCCUAAAAAUCUAAGACAGAAUCACAUGAAACCUCUAGUACUAAAACUAAAAUUAUUAAACAAGUUGAUCUAUUACAUAAAAUACACAAACGUAAGAAUCUUUUUAUUAAUCUUCAUUAGUUUCAUCCUAAACUCGUAAAUUAGAAACCAGUAAUAGUUUCAAUGCUGAUCUAACUAAAUAUACUUAAAAUGUGAAAAGAAAAAUAUCUGAUUAUUUUAAUUCAAAAUUGGAUAUGGAUUUUUGUCAUAAAGAAGAAAGUAGAAUUCUUUAAAAGCCAAAUUAAUUUGAAAAAACUCUCUCUGCAUCAAGAUCAGUCGAUCCUUAUUCCAUGACACCUUAUUCAGAAUAAAUAUUCUCAUUAGAUCGAAUCGAUUCUUUCAGACAGAUACAGGAUUCAACCUAAUUGGGAAGUUCUAAAAAAGACAAGGCCUUUUUAAUAAAAAGAAAAUGA